Molecule: messenger RNA, 664 nt
Organism: Oncorhynchus gorbuscha (pink salmon)
Lineage: Eukaryota; Metazoa; Chordata; Actinopteri; Salmoniformes; Salmonidae
Product: semaphorin-4E-like
Exons: 4
Biological process (GO): neural crest cell migration; negative regulation of axon extension involved in axon guidance; semaphorin-plexin signaling pathway
Molecular function (GO): chemorepellent activity; semaphorin receptor binding
Source: RefSeq, a predicted model, not a curated record
UUACAUACUGUACUGUACCUCACCAGGAGGCGAAGUAGCCUAUUAUACCGUGUUAGAAAUAGCACCAAAUCGGACACCGAAUAGGUAGGUGAGAAUAAAAAAAUACGCCGUAUUUUGAUACACUUGAACCGUACUUUUUUGUUUUCUUGGUUUCUGUAGGCGCUUCGUUCCCCCCUGUCCUCCACUUUUGACAGAACGCCCCGAGCGCACUUUUAAUGAUGCGUAACUGACGCGCGGUCAUCAACGGACAUUCUUCCUGAUGUCACUUCUCAACAUGCGGACCACCUGUUUUAUGGCCGUGAUCUUGUGGCUCACAACUGGUUCAUCUCGUUGUCAAACACCAAUUCCCAAUGUUCACGGAGGGUUAGGUGCAGUUCUGGGGGUGUCCAACGCCAGCGUCCUCCUGCAAGACCCCAGCUCUGAGACACUCUACCUGGGAGCCAGAGGCUCCAUUCUGGCACUGCACACCUCCAACCUCACCUGGAAACACCCAUCAAUUAAGUGGGAGGCAACAGAAGAGGAGAGGAAGUCCUGUAUGGGUAAAGGCAAGAGAGUGGAUGACUGUUAUAACUACAUCUGUCUGCUGGAGGUUCUGAAGGAUGGAAGGAUCUACGUCUGUGGCUCCUACGCCUACAAUCCCAAGUGUGCUUUCAUAGUCAGUCAC